CCACAGGAGGCAGUGGAUCUUCCAGCUCUUGGUGACACAAUGAUGGCUGCCUCUCACAACAUGUUGGUGGCGGCGCUGCUGCUGGUAGUUCUCUGCUGCACUCUAACACCUGCUCACUCUAAAAGCACGGAAGUCAGUAUAGAGGGAGGACGAAUCAAGAGACAAAACACCAUCAGGGUUGACAAAUUCGUUGUCGGAGGACGUGACGCGACCAGAGGAGGAGUGGGAGCGCUGCUGAUUAAUCCUGAAGCUUCGGGCAGGCCCGGUCCGAAUGUUCAGUUUGGUAACCAAAACUGGUUUUUCCAUUUUAUACAAGCACUCGCCAGGGCUCAGCAAGGAUAAAGGAUGACAUUUUGACAUGUGGAACGAAGACACUAAAAGCAGUGUAGCCUAUAUACAAUGCUUCAAAGAUAUUUUCAUAGACAUUGUAGGCUUUUUACCACUCCAUUGUGUGUGUCUGAGUUGUGCUUCUGUACACAAGCAUUACUGUUUUUAAUUCUGCAGGUAUACUUAUUUUUUUGUAGACAUGUGGGAAAACUUCUGCCAGUUUCUCCAAUGGAGACCUCCUUGCUUCUCCCACAAGGGAUACGGUGGGGAUGCAACUUUGGAUGUGGAUGAGUUUGUUCCAUAUAUGAUUGUUUUGAUGGUAAUCACAGCUAAAAGUUGAUGACUAAGACAAUAUAUAACAUCUAAGCGUCUCUCUUGAGAAAUGUUUCGCCUACAAAUUAGGGUUACAUAAGAUAAUCUACUACAGAGGCAUGAAGACUGAGACUUUUAAACUUCAGCCAGUGGAAGAAAUUGUGAGAUGCAACAGUUGAAGAUAUGCAUAGAUGUGGAUGGGGCCCAGUAGUGGGAGUAUGAAAGGCUCAUAAAGCGGUUUAAAGAUCAAUUGAGAUGUAAAAGAAAUGUGAAAAUGCAGCAAGUGAAAACGUGUUCACAUGUUGGUAGGAACUGCUAGUGGAAGUAAGCCAUGAUCGUAAUGUCUGCUAGAGAUUUAGAAAUAGAGUUAUAGAAUAUAGUCUCUGUACCAAGAUUCCAUGUUGUUCAUGCAUCAGGCACGGUAAUAAUUUUCUAAGGUGUUUAUGUGUCGGAGAGAUACUGUAGAAUCUUGAAACAGAGGAUACCAAUUGCAGCUCCAUUGCUAUAUCUCUGGUCUACCUUAAGUGUAUGACCUAUGCCCACUAGUGGGCCCCACCCUCGUGUGACUUCGUCUUCAGCUGCUUUGUUUUUCCACACCAACAAGUUAGAAAUUUAACCAACGACUAACCAGUAGCCCUCAACCUGUACACAUUUAUGGACUACUCAUAACCCAUUAACCGACCACCUCUCAGAUACGUCGCCUCAGGCAUCAGCAGAUCUCGCAAGAAAAUAGCAGAAGUCCUUGCCAGGAGCCUGUGACUGUUACUGGCUACAAUUAGCUAAUCUCAUCUCCUGCAUUCUGGCAAUCUUAUUUCCAGUUUCGAUUGAAUUAGUUAUGAAAAGAAGAUAUUGGAAGUUGGAAUUUCUCUUCCUUCUUCACUCAGGUGCCCAUGAACUAAGCUAUUAACUUCGUACACAACCACGACAUAUGCAACAUCGAUUUUGCUGAGCCAAUUCCGACUUCAUCUAUUUAAUGACAGCCUUUAUCAGCUUCAGUCUGUUCUUUUGUUUACUGCAUAACAAACAAAAAAUCGGCGCCGCUAAGGGGUCACUAAGUGUAGUACUGGGUAACAUACCUAAAACUUUGAAGUGUAUGUUACCGCCUCAACAUCAAACUAAUACACGUCACUUAUUUAAGGUAUGUGGGAGAUAAUUUGGCGGUAGUCCUUUGGCGCUUUUUAGAUCAAUAUUUGACUAAAAGUGCGUAAGGAUAACCUCACACACUUUUAGUCAUAUAUUGAUCUAAAAGCCAAGGAAGGAGUAAUUAGGUAUCCCUGAAGAAAUACUUUCAAGAUGGUAAGAGAAGUAUUUUUUUUUUCCUUUUUCUUCCUCCAAAUUUUCCAUAGGUUUCAACUUUUCAAGUUUCUAGUUUGGUUUACUGUACCAGUAAGGAUUCAUGCAGUUAUUAGCGGGUGCAAGUGUCCCAUGAUCAAAGUACAUAAUACAUAAGAAAGUACACUACAGCAGGCCUACAGGCCCAUGCGAGGCAGGGCCAAUUCUCCUAUCGGCUUAAGCCAAUGCCUUAAUCUAGUCAGGUCAGGUCAGGUUAGGUCAGGUUCACUUAAGGAAGGAGCACGGCAUCUGACCUAGUACCACAAGUUAGUCAUGUCAAAUUCACACCCAUCAACACCAAUUCAUAUACUUAUCUAACCUAUUUUUAAAACUACACAUCUUAGCCUCUAUGAUGGUACUCGGGAGUUUGUUCCACUCAUCCACAACUCUAUUACCAAACCAGUGCUUUCCUAUAUCCUUCCUGAAUCUGAAUUUUUCCAGCUUAAAGCCAUUGCUGCGAGUCCUGUCUAGGCUAGAUAUUUUUAGCAUUCUAUUUACAUCCCCUUUAUUCAUUCCUGUUUUCCAUUUAUACACCUCAAUCAUCCUCCACAAUUCUAAGCCUUCCUAGAGAGUGCAGAUUCAGGGCCCUCAGUCUAUUCUCACAGGGAAGAUUUUUAAUACUGUAACCACUUUUAAGUUUCCUGGAAUAGGUCCAGUUACUAUCACAAUUCUCUGUUGCUUGACUAAUGGAGGCCGCUGCAUCCUAAUUCGUCGAGAACGUUGAGUGCAACUGAAGCAUUUAGGUGCCCAUUUGAGAGUUUUAUUAGAAAAAUAGUGAUUUUAUCCACUAAAAUCAUGUUAAAUGUCAGAUGUGUAUGCAUGUGAAAUACAGGACAAUUAGCUUAAUUCGUGUAAAGCAAAUUUGACAAUUUACUUAAUUUGACAAGUUAAGACUUACUAGUGUUGGAUUACCAGCAAAAAUGUGAUAAUCCCUCGUCUAAUAAUUGAGGAAUCUCUUCUGAUCGACUUGAAAUCCUAAUGCUGGUAUAUCUUAAUUUGGAUUUUGUUUGCCUUUAUUUUGGGUUCUGUUUAUUUCCAAAUUUUAUUGAAGAAAUUAUGAAAAAUAGUUAUUAUAAGAAAACAAAAUGAACUACGUUAUUCUUAUGGUAGAGAAUUUUAAAUGUAAUAUAAGUGAAUAUAAUUCAUCUUUUUAUUGUGUUUUAAAGUCUUAAGACUUUAGAAAAACCUUUUAUAUAUUACUAGGACGUUCGUAGUUGCAUAUUCUUUUGUUCCUAAUUUUUUUUUUUUUGAUAACUCUGGAACGCCUUAGGUGAACACCUUGAAAACUGUCAAGGUUGGUGUGCUGUAACCUGGUCAAGGUUCAUGGAUCUACUCGCUUGUGUUGGUGUCAUGUAGUCAAUGUUAUGCAGCCCGGAGGUAGUUUUUGUGCGAUAAAUUCUGAUUGAUUUCAAACUUUCAUCGUUGGUUCAUCCUGUUUAGCUGAUGGUUGAAAACUGUUUAAAAUGGCAUGGAA
This is a messenger RNA of Cherax quadricarinatus, 3445 nucleotides long. RefSeq lists its product as uncharacterized. The record is from RefSeq and is a predicted model, not a curated record. Lineage: Eukaryota; Metazoa; Arthropoda; Malacostraca; Decapoda; Parastacidae.